Messenger RNA from Rotaria sp. Silwood1, 855 nucleotides. The record is from the annotation of a GenBank genome assembly. NCBI's taxonomy places the organism in Eukaryota, Metazoa, Rotifera, Eurotatoria, Philodinida, Philodinidae.
AUGAAUAGAAAUGCUAAGCAUGUAACACCUACGAAAUUGGCCAAACAUCUUAAAAUAUAUACUGCAUAUCUUGUUUUUCGUCGAAUUAACUGGGAUCCUGAUGAAAAACAAUAUGUACCGGAACAAGAAAUCUUGUUCUGUUCGAAUGCAUUUACACCGCUGAACGGUUCACAUCGACCGGACCAAUACGACUACAGUCCAAAUGAAAUACAAAUUAAACAAUCGACACUUUUACCAGCUUCAUCGCGUCAAAAUACUAAUGAAUAUGAUCUUCAAGUAUCAUAUAGUAUUCAAGAAAUGUAUAAGUGUACAGGAUUGAAAAAUAAAUAUUUCAUAAUUAAAAUACUUACUGGCAAUGAAAAAAAGUCAAAUAUUCAUCCAAAUUAUAAGUUAAUGGAUGGUCAAGGACCGGUUGAUUCAUUAUUUAUUCCUGUAAAUGAAUAUAAUUCGACUUUAAUGUUGAAAAUUACUAAAUGUACCGUUGAAGAAUGGAAAACUGAUUCUACAUUAAAUCCGACUGUACCAGUUUCCUCUGCUAAUAUUGCAACAGUUCCUAUGGCAACAGUCUAUAAUACAAGUAUGAAUAGUCUUCGUGUACAGUUACAACUAUGUGAUUACUCAAACAAUGUUCGUGUUCCAUAUCCAAAAUCAAUUGCUGUAUCUAAUCAACUGAUUGAUGGCAAGUAUUGUUGUUUAAAUUACAAGACUCUUUCGUCACCGGAAAAUGAUCAUUCAACAGAUGACAGUUCAACAGAUGAGUUUCUUGAUGAAUCAUUAACAAAUGUGAAACGUUUAUAUGUAAAAAAAGCUGGUGAACGAACUGGUUCACCAUUGCAGAAAAUUCAAAAACAUUAA